Thlaspi arvense is the source of this 501-nucleotide messenger RNA. The record is from the annotation of a GenBank genome assembly. NCBI's taxonomy places the organism in Eukaryota, Viridiplantae, Streptophyta, Magnoliopsida, Brassicales, Brassicaceae.
AUGAGCAUGGUAGCGGAUGGGACGUGGAAAUGGGUGAAGCCGCCACCUGCCAGCAGACAGUUCGCCAACAUGAAUAAAGGUCAAAAGAGGAGAAUAAAGAGUAGCAGAGACAAACUUUUGAAAGAGCUGAGUUGCCAAAUCUGUCGGGACAUGAUGAAAUCUCCUGUGACAAGGCCUUGCGCACAUAACUUCCGCAAGGAUUGUUUAACCGCAAAAUUUGCUGGGAUCUCUCAAGUGAAUGUGAGGAGCAGAGGUGGGCGCACGCUACGUGCUAAAAAGAACGUUAUGAAAUGCUCUUGCUGCACUAACGACAUUGCCGACUUUCUCCAGGAUCCACAGGUGAACAGAGAGUUGAAGAGUCUGAUAGAGAACCUGGAGAAGAAAGAGGAGGAUUCUGAAGAAAACUCCUCUGGAGGAGGAAACACAGAAGAAGAAGAUGAAGAUGUAGAUGAAGAAGGAGAGGGAGUGGGAGAGAGGGAGGAAGAAGGAAAAAAAGAGUAG